AUGAUGCUAGAUUUAUCGAAUCAAGCACAAUCUAUCUUAACAUCUUUUGAUAAGCAAUCCGAGAAAACUAAAAGUGAGUAUCGGGUUCGCUUGAAUGCCUCAAUUGAUGUUGCAAGGUAUCUUUUGGAAGAAGGAAUGUCUUUCCCGGAUCAUGAUGAGCGUGAAACUUCUACAAGGAGAGAAAUACAAAAAGACAUUGUGAGUUCUUGUGCGAAAGAAACAUUGAAAGCAAUUGUUGAAGCCUUGAACGGGGAUUACUUUAGGAUAUUGGUUGAUGAGUCUAACGAUGUCUUUCAUAAGGAACAAAUGAUAUUUGUUUUGCAUUAUGUCAACAAAGAGGGUAAAGUUAUUGAGCGAUAUCUUAGCAUUGUUCAUGUUAAAGGUAGGGAGAUGAUUCGAGAUGAUCAAGCAGAAAAAUUAGAGGAACUACUAGCGUUUGGUGAAGUUCAUACAGGAAGCGAUUUAAAUCAUGAACUUGGACUUCAAAGGGAAGGUGAUACUCGAUGGGGUUCUCAUUUUAGGACAGUGCAUAAUUUUAUUAGUUUAUUCUCAUCAAUUGUUCAUGUACUUGGAGUUCUUGCAAUUGAGGGUUCAAAUUAUCAUGAGAGAUCAAUGGCAAAAAGUUUAGUGGAUGACAUAAGAUAUUAUGACUUUGUGUAUAUGUUACAUUUAAUGUUGAAAGUAUUGGCACUUACAUAUAAUUUGAAUAUGGCUUUGUAA
Molecule: messenger RNA, 720 nt
Organism: Nicotiana attenuata
Lineage: Eukaryota; Viridiplantae; Streptophyta; Magnoliopsida; Solanales; Solanaceae
Exons: 3
Coding region: 1-720 (239 amino acids)
Source: RefSeq, a predicted model, not a curated record